Messenger RNA from Scheffersomyces amazonensis, 1034 nucleotides. It is a transcript of the gene TAF14, whose product is annotated as TATA-binding protein-associated factor. Gene Ontology annotation, biological process: regulation of transcription by RNA polymerase II; chromatin remodeling. Gene Ontology annotation, cellular component: transcription factor TFIIF complex; SWI/SNF complex; Ino80 complex. The record is from RefSeq and is a predicted model, not a curated record. The transcript is spliced from 2 exons. Bases 135 to 902 code for a protein of 255 amino acids. Gene Ontology annotation, molecular function: histone binding. NCBI's taxonomy places the organism in Eukaryota, Fungi, Ascomycota, Pichiomycetes, Serinales, Debaryomycetaceae.
AGGUAAUAAAAUAAAAUCAUCAAUCGCUGUGGGUUGCUGGAUUUGUAUUACUAGCAGACUUCACUUAAGCAAUUCGAAUUCUUUGAAUUUAUACUAAAAUUGUUAAAAAAUAACAUUUAAUAAUAACAUUAAAUAUGUCGGAAGUUAAAAGAACAAUCAGAAUAAAAACUGAACAACAUAUCUUAAAGGAUGUACCUCUUGUAGAAAAUUUCCCAAUGAGGCAGUGGUCAAUUGAAAUAUAUGUCUUGGAUCAAUCAGGUAAUGAAAUUCCUGCUACAAUCUUAGAUAAAGUUACAUAUGCUUUACAUCCAACUUUUGCUAAUCCAAUAAGAACUAUAAAACAAUCACCUUUCAGAGUAGAAGAACAAGGUUGGGGUGAAUUCGAUAUACCAAUUUCAAUUCAUAUAUUGGGAUUAAAUGGUAAAACUGGUGAAAGAAAAUUUAAUCAUGAUUUAAAUUUUGCUCAAGAAGUAUAUACUAAUGAUCAUGUUGUUACAAUUCCUGUGGGAGCUAAUAAAAAUCCACAAUUAAAUAAAUUUUUAUUAGAAAGUGGUCCAUUACCUUUUGAUGAUGCCACUAAUCAAAAUAAGAGAAAAUUAGAUUCUUCAUCUAAUGGCCCAUCAUCUACAACUGCUAUUGAUUCAAGUAAACUUAAAAAACUGAAAAAUGGUAAUGCUUUUAAGGGUAGUAUUGAUUUGGAAAAAUUGGCUAAUGGUUUAACUAAAUUAAGUGAAGAUGAUUUAAUUGUUAUUGUACAAAUGGUAACGGAUAAUAGAACAAGUGAGAUGAAUAUAAAGAAUGAUGUUGAUAAUGCUGAAUUUACAAUGGAUUUAUAUACUUUACCAGAAUCUUUAUUAAAGAGUUUAUGGGAUUAUGUUAAAAAGCAUACCAGUGAAGUCUAAUUGAUAAUUGCUUGACGUUAUAUAAAAUAAUCUAAAAACGGCUCGUGUAUAAUUCUAUCUUAUGUCUUUGUUACUUACUGCUAUAUUACUUCUUAAACUGUAUAUUCUAUAAAUUAUAUUUGAAUUUUGAAG